Messenger RNA from Sporisorium graminicola, 2292 nucleotides. RefSeq lists its product as uncharacterized. The record is from RefSeq and is a predicted model, not a curated record. The transcript has a single exon. Gene Ontology annotation, biological process: translesion synthesis. Gene Ontology annotation, molecular function: DNA-directed DNA polymerase activity; damaged DNA binding. The coding region runs from base 1 to 2292 and encodes 763 amino acids. Lineage: Eukaryota; Fungi; Basidiomycota; Ustilaginomycetes; Ustilaginales; Ustilaginaceae.
AUGACGGGGCGGAGCCCUUCGACUUCGCCUUCCAAGAAGCGUCUCGCCAAGAGCGACAACAACGGCAGCUUUUGGAAUGCCGCUCACGACGCUUCUCCCUCGAGACUUAUCAAACGCCAGCGCCACUCACCUGAUCCCACCAACGAUGCAUCCGGAUUACCCGCCUUCGCCAGGCGGAUCGUUAUCGCAAUCGACUUGGACGCCUUCUACGUCUCUGCCUGCCGCAAAAGGGACCCUUCUCUCAUCGGCAUCCCCAUUGGCAUCCAGCAAAAGGCGCUCGUUGCGACGAUCAGCUACGAAGCUCGUGCAGCAGGAGUCGCCAAGCUGGACAGCAUCAAGGACGCCUUCAAAAAGUGCCCCGAUAUGGUGCUGGUCAAUGGCGAGGAUCUGACCUACUUUCGACAGGUCUCGAGCCAGGUAUGGCGGCUGGUCCGGUCGAUUGUGUGGGAAAAGAAGGUCGAGAAGCUCGGCAUGGACGAGCUCUUCUGCGAUGUCACCGACAUGGUCGAUAAUCACCUCUACACGAUUCGCAAUAGCUCCCAUGUAGGACGAUGGUUCGAUCUUAAUGCGCCAGGGGGCAGCGAGAAAGUCGCGGCCUACGGGUUCGAGUAUCAAGCUUGGCCCAGUGACCCUCCCGGGCAUCUUCAUCCGAACGAAGCAGCAGAGCACUUGCAGAGAAAUCAGCCAGAUUGGUGGCAGGAACGAAUGCUGGUAGCUGCGAGGCUCGCCUACUAUCUCCGACAAAGGAUCGCGGAUGAAGUUGGGCUGACAUGCUCCGCGGGUAUCGCACCGAGCAAAUCGCUCGCAAAGCUGGUGGGGGCGUUGAAAAAGCCCAACCAGCAGACGGCGUUCUGUCUACCAAUCGCAAGCCUCGCUUCUGGCCUGCACAGCGGAGCGAGAUCCAUCGAAGCCAACCUGCAGCAGCACGUCAACGCAUUUCUGGAUCCGCAGGACCUCCGUAAGCUGCCUGGCUUCGGUCGCGUGGUCGUCGACAAGAUUCGCGAUCACCUCCAUCCUAGCCCGAAUACGAUCGCACACCAGAGCAAUGCGCGUUCUCGCUCCAACUUCAUGGAGCCGACGAGCAUAUCGGACGACGAAGAGGAAAAGGAGAAGGUGAAAGUGACGGUAGGCAGUGCGAGAAAGAUGCUCUCGCUCCAGGACAUGGUAGGGCUGUUCGGCGAAGUGGUCGGGACGAGAUUGUGGACGCUGGUGAGCGGACGCGAUGCGGAACCAGUCAUUCCAGCGCCGGACUUUCCUCUGCAGCUCUCGAUCGAGGACACGUUCCCGUACCCAAGCCUGCGCGGUACCUCGAUCCAUAACGAGAUCCGUCGCCUUUCGAUGUCUCUGCUGCGGCGGCUCGAGCUGGAGCUCACGACACAGGGCAACGCGCCACAAGAGCCGCUCAAGCCGCUCAGCCAGGAAACUAUCAUCAAAAAUGAAGCGGUGACGAUCCGGGACUACCAAGAGCAGCCAGCGACGGCAACAGCAGUGGGAAAGGGAGGGUGGCUGCGAUACCCCAUGAAGCUACGCUUGAGUGUGCGGCAGGGCUGGAACAACCGCGUUUCGAAGCAGACCAAGAUGCCCGUAGAGGUGUUCGAACUGGAUCAACCCAGGGAGGCUCGGGCGGGAGCAAUAGCAAAGGCAUGCAGAGGCUUGUUGCGCGCGCUGAUCGGAGGUGAUGAUGUGGUCGGGGACGGGAUGAAUCUGAUCAACAUUGCAGCGCUAGAGUUGAGCGACAAGAGGCCACAGAGGGCGCUAGGCAGUUUCUUUGCGGCUGGCUCGUCAGCAGCCGAGGUGAGGGUCAGCGGGACAAGGAUGAAUGGAGCAGCUGGGAUCGACGAAAGCUUUUUGGCUAGUCUACCGAGCGAGCUGAGGGACGAGAUUGCUGAGGAGUACGGUAUCGAUCUCGGUCCUGCGCAACCAACCGAUACGGCUGUUCAUGAGGACGAUGUUCCAAGGAGUGCAGGUGGCAAAGGAAAGGGCAAAGCGGCAUCGACAGCGAUUUUGAGCUGCUCGGUCUGCGGACAAGGGAUGGAGGUGUGGAUGCAGCACGACCACGAGCUGUACCCUUUGUCCGGGCUCCCCCCUCCAGCGCCGCCAUCGCGCUCCGCAUCACUUUCUUCGGUCACUUCAGAGGUGUCAGCAGGGACGCACGCAGAUGACGGACAUGUCGAGGAGCAUCUAGACGAGCUGGAGCAAGAAGCCGUGCGAUGCGAGCGCUGCGGUGAGGCGUUGAAGCCAUUUAUGCUCGUAGCCCAUCAACGAUUUCAUGAGAUGCAGCACGAAUCAUAA